Molecule: messenger RNA, 378 nt
Organism: Aplysia californica (California sea hare)
Lineage: Eukaryota; Metazoa; Mollusca; Gastropoda; Aplysiida; Aplysiidae
Exons: 4
Coding region: 1-378 (125 amino acids)
Source: RefSeq, a predicted model, not a curated record
AUGGCCAGGUACCCUAUCACACCAGGGUUCUUUGACGGCAGCAUGGACCCGUCUCUGAACGACAUGACCUUCUCCGACAUCCCGGGCACACUAUACAGCGCGCUACAGAUGGCCAACCUGGCUCCGACAUUGGAGGGACUCCUGGCUAGGGCAGCCGUCAUCACUCCCACAGAGGCAAUAUCUGACGUGUCAAGGUCGAUACUCUACACCGGUCUGCCGCUGGAAGGUUACGACCUCACCACAGACACAAUGGAAGAUCAGCUGAUGAAGAUACGGUCAUUUGAGGGAACAUUGGAGAGCUGGGACUUUACAAACAGAAUCACAAUUAGCCUGCACAAUGUGCUGUCGAUGACACGGCGUUACCAAAUAAUGAUUUGA